AUGUCUCGAAGGUAUGACAGCCGCACGACGAUCUUCUCUCCUGAAGGCCGUCUCUACCAGGUUGAGUAUGCUAUGGAGGCCAUUGGAAAUGCAGGGACUGCAAUUGGGAUAUUGUCAAAAGAUGGAGUUGUGUUAGUAGGUGAAAAGAAGGUGACUUCCAAGCUCCUUCAGACCUCUACAUCCACUGAGAAGAUGUACAAGAUUGAUGACCAUGUCGCAUGUGCAGUGGCUGGGAUAAUGUCUGAUGCCAACAUCCUUAUCAACACAGCUAGGGUCCAAGCACAGCGCUAUACAUUUGCUUACCAAGAGCCAAUGCCCGUUGAACAACUAGUCCAGUCUCUCUGUGACACCAAACAAGGUUACACGCAGUUUGGUGGGCUCCGUCCAUUUGGUGUUUCGUUUCUAUUUGCAGGUUGGGACAAAAACUAUGGUUUUCAACUUUACAUGAGUGACCCAAGUGGAAACUACGGUGGUUGGAAGGCUGCAGCCAUUGGGGCAAACAACCAGGCAGCACAAUCAAUGCUGAAGCAGGACUACAAGGAUGAAAUAACAAGAGAAGAGGCAGUUCAGCUUGCACUGAAGGUGCUCAGCAAGACAAUGGACAGCACUAGUCUGACUUCCGAUAAGCUUGAGUUGGCUGAAGUCUUCGUCUUGCCUUCGGGUAAAGUGAAGUACCAGGUGUGCUCACCAGAUGCACUGAGCAAACUGUUGGUGAAGAGUGGAGUGACACAGCCAGCUGCUGAGGCCUCUUAA
Messenger RNA from Prunus armeniaca (apricot), 753 nucleotides. NCBI's taxonomy places the organism in Eukaryota, Viridiplantae, Streptophyta, Magnoliopsida, Rosales, Rosaceae. The record is from the annotation of a GenBank genome assembly.